AACCAACAUUUGGUAACUAGACUGGGGUUUUAACACAAUAUACACUGCCGUUGGUGACACCAUGCCAAAGCCACCGCAACUUCCACCAAAAUGAGGCCUGCUAAAGCCUUAACAACAAUCCCAAUAGCAUCAUUCUUCACCGGAACUACAAAACCAAGUCAAAGUUUCAAGCGGGUUCCUCCAUUUCAUCGUCAUAGUAUCCGAUUUUCGGUGCCCCUUUUCACGAGAUCAAAAUCUUUUACCACCCGUCGGUAUGCUCACAGUUCAGCUCCCGAAGUUGCAGCAGAAUUCAGUUCUGGGAUGCUUCCUGACUCACAAGGAAAGAUUGAAAAGCUAGAAGCAAGUGUAGAAAAGGUUAUAUAUGGUUGUCGUUUCUUUACUAUCCUUGCAGUAUGGGGAUCUUUGGUGGGAUCUUUUCUUUGUUUUAUCAAGGGUUGCAGUUAUGUUGUGGCCUCAUUCCAAGAAUACUUUGUCAACCGAGGGAAGGUGAUGUUUUCGCUGGUUGAAGCCCUUGAUGUAUAUCUACUAGGGACGGUGAUGUUGGUUUUUGGAAUGGGUCUCUAUGAACUCUUCAUCAGCAACCUUGACAAAGCAAAAUCAUUUGCAGAUGAAAGAGUUCCACACAGAUCAAAUUUUUUUGGCUUAUUUACUCUGAAGGAACGUCCACAAUGGUUGGAAAUUAAAUCUGUCAAUCAGCUGAAAACCAAACUUGGCCAUGUGAUUGUCAUGCUACUUCUUAUUGGUUUCUUUGACAAGACUAAGAAGGCUGCUAUAUUAUCGCCUCUUGAUUUGCUUUGCUUCUCAGCCUCUGUAUUUUUGUCAUCUGGCUGCCUGUAUCUGCUAUCAAAACUCAAUCACUUAGAAGAGUAAGCAUUUUGCAUAUUGCCAGUUGUCCCCUAGAACAUGCUGUUAGUAAGACCUUUUUGAAGCUUGUAUACUUAAGAAGCAGUUGUUCUUAUUUCGAUCUGCAAUCCAUAGUAACUGCUGGUCAUGCUGAUGCUCCAGAGCCUAUAAUUUCCUGUAAAUAUAUAUCUCAUGCUACAUAUACUUUCCACUCGUCUUAUGUCUCAGCUAAUGCUCCUAAAUCUGUUGCCA
Molecule: messenger RNA, 1095 nt
Organism: Coffea arabica (coffee)
Lineage: Eukaryota; Viridiplantae; Streptophyta; Magnoliopsida; Gentianales; Rubiaceae
Source: RefSeq, a predicted model, not a curated record